Molecule: messenger RNA, 891 nt
Organism: Fusarium sp. VM40
Lineage: Eukaryota; Fungi; Ascomycota; Sordariomycetes; Hypocreales; Nectriaceae
Source: the annotation of a GenBank genome assembly
AUGGCACCCCCACACUUCAUUGAUGAUAAAUCUGAGAUUUGCCUCCCAUUCAUCCUCUCUCAGCUCAAACUCCAUCGCGAAGAGUCUCCCGACCGCCCCUUUGUCAUUGGUCUCAAUGGCAUUCAGGGCGCCGGAAAGUCUACCCUUGUCAAAACCCUGAGUAAGGCCCUUGAGGGUCAGAAUGUACCGACUCUCGUCUGUAGCAUAGACGAGUUCUACCUCACUCGUCAGGAUCAGGUUGCCCUUGCUGAGUCUCACCCUGACAAUGCCCUCAUUCAGCAUCGUGGAGAGCCUGGAACUCAUGACCUGCCUCUUCUCAAAGCCUUCUUUGAGGCACUACUAAAAGGAGAACCUGCAAAGCUACCAAAAUACGACAAGGCUAUUAAAGGUGGCAAAGGCGAUCGCCUUCCAGAGUCUGAAUGGCUUCCUGUGAACCAGCCUGGUCAGCCCAAGAUCCAGGCCAUCAUGUUUGAGGGAUGGUGCGUAGGCUUCCGUCCAUUAAGUCCUGAGGGAGUUGAGGAAAGGCUCAACAUGCCCAACCGUACCCUGAAGCAACACAAACUUGAGCAUCUCCUAUUCGUUAAUGAGAAGCUUUGCGAGUACAACAGCCUCACAGAUACCUUUGAUGCCUUCAUCCAAAUCGACGCAGAGGAUCUUGGCUAUGUGUAUGGCUGGCGGUUGGAGCAAGAGAACCAUCUGCGUGAGGAAAGGGGUGAUCCAGAAGCGGGUAUGACCUCGCAAGAAGUUGUCAAGUUUGUCGAUGAUUACUACCCUGCCUAUGAGCUCUACACUGAUAGAUUGAGGAAGGGCGUCUUGGCCAAUCGACCAGGCCAUCAAUUGAGGAUGGUAGUUGGCCGCGACAGAAAAGUAAAACAUGUUCGCCGCGUAUGA